UGAAACCUUGUCUAUCUCAAACUCUAAACAUCCAUCAUCCACGCCAAAAGUUCGUCCAUCGCUGUCGACAGCCCCAAUAAACAUGGACUCAUCAAAAGCACCCGUCAAACUCGCUAAGGUUAUCAAGGUUCUCGGACGCACCGGCUCCCGUGGUGGAGUCACGCAAGUCCGUGUCGAGUUUAUGGAUGACACUACGCGAACAAUUAUCCGCAACGUCAAGGGUCCUGUGCGGGAGGAGGAUAUCCUUGCACUCCUGGAGAGCGAGCGUGAAGCUCGCCGCUUGCGCUAAAUUCCCAUGUUAUUCUUGCGAUGUGUUCUUAGUUCUCUAUCAUUGCGCAUGUACACGAAUCCCUUUGCAUGAGUUAUGCCGAACCCUCCUCCAGUCCUUGUGAGGUCACCCAUCCGAUUACACCGCAUUUCAAGUUUUAGUGACAAGGUAAUUGGAUAUAUACCCGAAAACUCCUUUUCGCCUAGUGCAGAUUGAUAUAGAAUGCGCUAUCAGAAUGUUGUAAUUAAGUAGGACCGCAACAUCCGACUGUCCGAUUUUUCGGUAGUAUUUGUAUAUCGAUCGAUUCACUGCCGUGUUAUCUUGGCUGGG
Messenger RNA from Suillus subalutaceus, 598 nucleotides. RefSeq names its product 40S ribosomal protein S28. The record is from RefSeq and is a predicted model, not a curated record. Gene Ontology annotation, biological process: translation; ribosomal small subunit assembly; maturation of SSU-rRNA. Bases 83 to 289 code for a protein of 68 amino acids. The transcript has 4 exons. Gene Ontology annotation, molecular function: structural constituent of ribosome. Lineage: Eukaryota; Fungi; Basidiomycota; Agaricomycetes; Boletales; Suillaceae. Gene Ontology annotation, cellular component: ribosome; cytosolic small ribosomal subunit.